AUGGAGGUGGAUGUCACCCCUAAGAGUAGACCACUGGCUACAAACCCAGGUACCGAGAGCUCAGAGAGGAGAUCCACCAGGGAUGCUGCAGUGUGUCUGGGGCUGCUGUGUGUUCUCCUACUGGCUGGGAUCGUAGGCCUGUUUGUCUACUAUAAUGGAGUGAUGGGCAGUUUUGAGGAGAACAUCUUUGUUAAUAAAACCAACUCCUCGGCUGAUCAAGACCAAUUCCAGACCAAGUACAAUGCCAUGACUAAAGAGAGGGACCAACUCCGGGUUGAGAGAGAUCAUCUCCAAGCAAAGUUCUCUGUGGUAGAACAACAUGCACAACAGGGAUGGAGGUAUUACAAGUCCAGUUUGUACUUCAUCUCUACUGAGAUGAAAACCUGGGAGGGGAGCAGAGAGGACUGUCUGAGGAGAGGAGCAGAUCUGGUGAUCAAUAACAGCAGAGAGGAACAUGUAUUUAUCCAUGGAUUGAACAAGGAGACGUUCUGGAUUGGUCUGACUGACAGAGUUGAAGAGGGGAUCUGGAAGUGGAUGGAUGGCACAGCAAUGACCACAGGGUACUGGGGCAGGGGACAGCCUAAUAGUCAUAAGGGAAUGGAGGAGGAUUUGUCCCCGUGUGUACAGCCUGAGACGGCCAGACAGAUCUGUUUCUUCUCUAACCUGUGA
Molecule: messenger RNA, 669 nt
Organism: Coregonus clupeaformis (lake whitefish)
Lineage: Eukaryota; Metazoa; Chordata; Actinopteri; Salmoniformes; Salmonidae
Product: CD209 antigen-like protein E
Exons: 3
Coding region: 1-669 (222 amino acids)
Source: RefSeq, a predicted model, not a curated record